AUGGAAAUUACCAAGCUUUAUAAAAAAGAACAAUAUCUUGAGCAGGCCAUUCAUGCAGCCGGCCAAUCCGGCGGACCACCGCAUAUUCUAGUAACAACCAAGUGGUACCAUAGAGAUGAGCAAGAACAACGAAUAUCCAUAAAUCUCCAACUUGAGUUGUUAGAACAACAAUGUAAAAUUUUGAUAGGCGCAUCUGCAGCACCACUAAUUUGA
Molecule: messenger RNA, 213 nt
Organism: Dracunculus medinensis (Guinea worm)
Lineage: Eukaryota; Metazoa; Nematoda; Chromadorea; Rhabditida; Dracunculidae
Source: the annotation of a GenBank genome assembly